Mucor mucedo is the source of this 3353-nucleotide messenger RNA. RefSeq lists its product as uncharacterized. Lineage: Eukaryota; Fungi; Mucoromycota; Mucoromycetes; Mucorales; Mucoraceae. Bases 298 to 3282 code for a protein of 994 amino acids. The record is from RefSeq and is a predicted model, not a curated record. The transcript has 6 exons.
GGUUUUUCAAUUACCUCUUGAGCAUUUUAUAAAAAAUGGCUAAUGAACAUACUUACGCAUGCGUGGUUGGAAUAGAUCUCGGUGUAGCAGCUACAUUGUCUGUUGCUCAUGUCUUGGACCCCUUUAAUAUUAUCCAACUUAUUCCCACAAAGAAAAAGUAUAGUGCAAAUAUUUAUUUAAAAUAUCAUAUGGCCUGAAAUAUAUUAUAGGAGAGUCAUAAAGUCUACACCGUCUUCAGUUUUAUCAUCUAAAAAAGACAACAGUAGAGAGAAAAAGAAAAAGGCAAAAGACGAAAGAAUGGAAGAGGUCAAAAACAAAGAGGAGAUAGUAGGCGAUGCUAGUACAAGCGACAAAGUAUUCAGUGCUUUGCUUCGGAAAAUGUCAAGCAAUGGUAUCAAAAUUUCAGACUUCAAGGAACUUUUUAACAUCCAGACGACGGACGAGAAUCUUGAAAGAUUGAAGAUAAGCCUGACAUUGAAAAAAGUGUUGUCAGACUAUCUGUCUCUCAUUGUUCAUAUUGCAUUUAAAAAAUUAGAGGUGUCUGACGAAAUUAAGAAGAGUAGAUAUUUUAAUGAUUUUAACGAAGCAAACAGUCGUUACUGCUUUGUGUGUCCCAAAUCUCUUCGGGAUUAUAUGACCGAAUGUUUUGUUGAUGCUGGAUUAAUACAAGAACACGAAGUCAAUCAGCGUCUUUCUUUUGUGACUGAGGUGGAAGCUGUGGCGUAUAACCUUCUUUCUUUGAGCAGGAUUUCAACUGAACUUACUCCCAAUCAAAGUUAUCUUGUUUGUAAUGUGAGCGAAAAUGCCUUCGGUAUAGCUGAGAUCAACGUGGACACUACGGAAUCACUUAGUACGGUUGAGUUGAUAUAUGAAAGCUCAAAUCAUGGAUCAAUGGCUUUACAAGCCAAUCUUCGAGACUAUUUAAAGACCAACAGUAUAGCAUUAAAUUUAAAUAAUUCGAUUAUAGAUGAUAUGGUUACAGACUUUACCAACCGGUUUAAGGACAAUUUAUCUUUUAACCAGUCGCGUACCCGGAAAAGGGUCCAACCAGACCAUCGUAAUUUCAACAGUGAAAACCCCAAUACGAACGCCUUCACCAAUAUCCUAGACGCUGAUAAAAACCCAAUCACAAUCACUUUAGGCGAUUUAAACCGAGUAGUUCAUAUACCAUUUAUUAAACACCUUACUCAGCACAUCAUUGAUAGUUUCAAAAGCCUGGAAAAUCGUAAACUCAUUUUAUCCGGCAAGUAUUGUCAUGACCCUUACUUUAUGGACUUCAUGUUGUACAAUAGCGGUAUAACGUAUCUGGAACAUGCUAGUAUACUUUAUGAUAUCUACGUCAAGGAGUCAUUUGGGGCAGUCUCUGCAGCAUUGAGAAUAAAUGAAUUUCAGUUACCCAUUUUACUUGAUACUGCAGUUGAUGAAACCGAAAAUGACAUUGUCUCAGAAACAGAGAAUAUCAAUCAAGGUUUUGAUUUUCUAAUUGGAAUUGAUUUUGGUUCUUCAUAUGCUGGAUGCUCUUACGUUGAUCUCAGGAACGGUGAAAACGUUAUCAAGACUAUCAAAGCUGAUGAUUGGCCUGGAGGAGGGUUUAGCAUAUUAGACAAGAUUCCAACUCUAUUAUUAUCAAAAAAAAUCACGCAAGAAUUUACGGCUUGGGGGAAAGAGGUCAAUUUACAGGCAGUCUAUGAUGAAAAUGCUUCUGUUUGUGCGUUUUUGCGAGAUACAGUAGAUCCCGACUAUAGAGGAAUAAAACAAAAUGAAGAAGCUCUCUACUAUUAUUUAAUGCGUUUAAAUGAGCACGUAAAGGAGUUUAUAAUCGAAAAUGAAACAAAAGGCAAGAUGAAAAUAGAAAAAUACCAGUUCAGAUACGUAAUGACUUUACCAGAUUGGUGGGAUGAUUCGGCUAGAUAUUAUUUAGUUGAAGCAGCAAUUAAAGCCCAGAUUAUUCAAGAAAACGAGAUUAAUCUCUUAACUCUAAUCACUGAACCGGAUGCAGCUAUGUUUUUCUGCAAGAACUUGUUGUAUAAUUAUUUUGGAGACUUUGGGAAUUUUGGAAGUGAAAGAAAAACGUUUAUAUUAUGUGAUGCUGGCGGAUAUUCUACUGAAUUGUUUACUUACCACUGCCAUGUUCAAGCAGGCGAGUUGAAUUUUUUUCAAAUUCUUGAAAGCUCCAGAGGCGGAGACGGUUCUAUAAGACUUAAUGAGAAUUUCAAGGAUUACCUCGAAAGUAUUUAUAUAGAAAACAGUGACACGCAUGGCGACUUUGAGGAUAUGGUUAGUGAAGAAACCUUGGAUUAUUUUGAAAACGUAUAUAAGCCACUUUAUAUGCAAUAUUUAACGGAUGAUGAUGAUGGCUAUCACGAUUUUAAUCUGGAUGGAUCAACGAUGUUAAAUGGUAUGCGUAUACCUGCUUCUAUGGAAAAAAACAUAUUUUUAAACGAUAAUACAACCCUUCGUAUAAGAAAUGAAGACAUGAAAACUGACAUAGUUGAUCCCGUUGUCAAUAAUGUUCUCUCUUUUAUAAAACAGCAAUGCAAAAAAACCGAAGAUAAUAGAAUAGGAAUCGAAGGAAUUAUCAUGGUUGGUGGUUUCUCUCAAUCCAAGUACUUACAAAAGCAGGUUAAAAAAGAAUUUCGAGGAGUCUACAAAGUCAUUUUUCCUGAUGAACCAAUCAACGCUUUUUCUCGAGGAGCUGUAGAAUAUGCCUUAAAGCCAUUUGAUAUAUUAGAGGGUUACAUGGGACUAUCACUUUCUUUAGAGGUCCAAAAGCCUUUAAAAAGAUAUGAUUUGGUUCAGCCGAGCUGCUUAAAAUCAAAGGGUCCGGAUGGUAGAUACUACUUAAAGAAUUAUCAACAAUACUUUGUCAAGGAGGGCCAGAAAAUUAAAAGAAAGAAGCUCCCCCAUUGUUUCUCUCAGCUUAUAACCGUUGAGUAUCCUAAAAGUGCUGUUAUCGCUAUUUAUUCUACUCAAAUUUUUAAUUAUGAAGAAAAACAUCUGACAAAAAUUGCGGAAAUUAGGCUCAACGUACCCCCAACAGGAAGUGGGAUAAAAAAUGGUGACAUGAUUGAAUACAAGGUCACUGUUACUGUUUUCGACGAUGAGGCUGUAGUUCAAAUAUCAUAUGGGAAUCAUGAUAUACUUUUUGACGGACCAUUUCCUUUGAAAAAAAAUAUUAUGGAUUAUUAUAAGCCUGAUGUUAGACGUGUUUGGGAUGUUCUGAUUGAUAAUUAUUUGGUAAUUAUUGGCAGGGAUGCUCGGUACUACAUAGACAAGUUUUAGUUAAGAAUCUUUAUUUUGAAUCCUUCUAUAUAAAGAAAACAAUAAAAAAACGAAAGAUAUCUUUCCAAAAC